Molecule: messenger RNA, 915 nt
Organism: Colletotrichum destructivum
Lineage: Eukaryota; Fungi; Ascomycota; Sordariomycetes; Glomerellales; Glomerellaceae
Exons: 2
Coding region: 1-915 (304 amino acids)
Source: RefSeq, a predicted model, not a curated record
AUGGCACUGCUUCUCGACAAGCGCGGAGACGAGAUCCAGAUCACAGAAGACGUCGUCAAGGCUGCAGCUGCAAACUGGAGAAGUGGCCAGCAGAUCAUGACGCUGCUUUUUGAUAAACGCCGAGACGAGGUCCAGAUCACAGAAGACGUCGUCAAGACUGCAGCUGAGUACGGUAGCUGCGAGACUAUGGCGCUGCUUCUCGACAAGCGCGGGGAUGAGAUCCAGAUCACAGAAGACGUCAUCAAGGCUGCAGCUGAAAAUGAGAAGAGUGGCCAGGAAAUUAUAGCACUGCUUCUCAACAAGCGCGAGGACGAGAUCCAGAUCACAGAAGAUGUCGUCAAGGCCGCAGCUGGAAACGAGGAUAGUGGCAAGGAAAUCAUGGCGCUGCUUCUCGUCAAGCGCGGAGACGAGGUCCACAUCACAGAAGACAUCGUCAAGGCUGCAGCUGCAAAUGUAUUUCAUGGCCAGGGGAUCAUGGCCCUGCUUCUCGACAAGCGCGGAGACGAGGUCCGCAUCACAGAAGACAUCGUCAAGGCUGCAGCUGCAAAUGUAUUUCAUGGCCAGGGGAUCAUGGCCCUGCUUCUCGACAAGCGCGGAGACGAGGUCCGCAUCACAGAAGACGUCGUCAAGACUGUAGCUGCGAACGAGAAUAGCGGUCAGCAGAUCAUGGCACUGCUUCUCGACAAGCGCGGAGACGAGAUCCAGAUCACAGAAGACGUCGUCAAGGCUGCAGCUGGAAACUGGAGGAGAGGCCAGCAGAUCAUGGCACUGCUUCUCAACAAGCGCGGAGACGAGGUCCGUAUCACAGAAGACGUCGUCAAGGCCGCAGCUCAAACCGCGGCUUGCGUGCUUCACAGCCUCCGCUUGCGGCCAGUUAGUAUCUUUACACUAUCUUUGCCAGUAUAUCCCGCUUGA